Molecule: messenger RNA, 777 nt
Organism: Gigantopelta aegis
Lineage: Eukaryota; Metazoa; Mollusca; Gastropoda; Neomphalida; Peltospiridae
Product: KH domain-containing protein 3-like
Exons: 1
Coding region: 1-777 (258 amino acids)
Source: RefSeq, a predicted model, not a curated record
AUGACAGAUUUGACUCACCUGAAUAUACCUGUAAAGAUGAGAGAUGCAACUCACCUGAAUUUACUUGUAAAGAUGAGAGAUAUGAUUCACCUGAAUAUACCUGUAAAGAUGGGAAAUUUGACUCACCUGAAAAUACCUGUAAAGAUGAGAGAUCUGACGCACCUGAAUAUACAUGUAAAGAUGAGAGAUUUGACUCACCUGACUAUACCUGUAAAGAUGAGAGAUUUGACUCACCUGAAUAUAUCUGUAAAGAUGAGAGAUUUGACUUAUCUGAAUAUACUUGUAAAGAUGAGAGAUCUGACUCACCUGAAUAUACCUGUAAAGAUGAGAGAUUUGACUCACCUGAAUAUACCUGUAAAAAUGGGAGAUUUGACUCACCUGAAUAUACCUGUAAAAAUUAGAGAUUUGACUCACCUGAAUAUACCUGUAAAGAUGAGAGAUUUGACUCACCUGAAUAUACCUGUAAAGAUGAGAGAUUUGACUCACCUGAAUAUACCUGUAAAAAUUAGAGAUUUGACUCACCUGAAUAUACCUGUAAAGAUGAGAGAUUUGACUCACCUGAAUAUAUCUGUAAAGAUGCUAGAUUUGACUCACCUGAAUAUACCUGUAAAAAUGGGAAAUUUGACUCACCUGAAUAUACCUGUAAAUAUGAGAGAUUUGACUCUACACACCAUGUUGUUCCUUACUUCUAACACCAAGACAAACUUUGUUUGGAUCUGUGAUAAGAGAACAGUGAUACUGAAACCAUUGAUAACACGUUACGAUCCGCCAUCUUGA